This is a messenger RNA of Setaria italica (foxtail millet), 1051 nucleotides long. RefSeq names its product phosphopantothenoylcysteine decarboxylase subunit VHS3-like. The transcript is spliced from 3 exons. NCBI's taxonomy places the organism in Eukaryota, Viridiplantae, Streptophyta, Magnoliopsida, Poales, Poaceae. The record is from RefSeq and is a predicted model, not a curated record. Bases 138 to 653 code for a protein of 171 amino acids.
ACCCGCUGCCAAGCACAAAAACCCUAACCCCCUCUCGCCCCGGCUAUUAAAGCCUCGGUUAACAUACCUCUGCGGCUAGACGGCCGCAUCCGCAUCUCCACGCCUCCUCGCUGCUCGCGCACAGGGCAAACGAAGCGAUGGCGACGGCGACGGUGGUUGGUGGACCUGGCAGGAUGGAGGCUGCGGCGUCGUCGUCGUCGGCGGCCGAGCUCACCGCCGCUGUUGCCGCCCAGAGGUUGCUAGGCCUGCUCGCUCUUGCGAUUCAAGCUGUAAACAGUGGAUCAGAAAUAUUGAAUGAAGACCAGAGGGCAAUUUACAAGCUACUUGGCAGAAUCAAAUCAGACAGUGUUCCUGAGAAUAAGGAUGCUGGAGGGUCGGAUGACGAUGACGACGAUGAUGAUGAAGAUGAGGAUGAUGAUGGGGGUGAAGAUGAUGAUGAUGCUGAGGAGUACUCUGGGGAUGAUGGGGGUGAAGAUGAUGAUGAUGACGAUGAUGAUCCUGAGGCUAAUGGUGAAGGAGGGAGUGAUGACGACGACGACGAUGAUGAAGAUGGUGAUGACGAUGGUGAGGAUGACGAUGAUGAUGACGAUGAUGAUGAUGAUGAAGAUGAAGACGAAGAUGAGGACCAGCCACCUUCUAAGAAGAAGAAGUGAUCUGGCAAUUUUCACCCUGCAUCCACCCCCUUGCUGUUUCAUGCUGCUAGUUGUGUUGUUUAGAUGGUGAAACAGGUUUGGGACCAAUGUAGCUUGUGGCUUGUCAGUGUCUCAAUAGUGUAGGAAAAUUUGACAUCUGAUGUUAAAUUGUUACCUUGUGUUUUCCCCGUUGUGCAUGUAGUCUUAAUUGUGUGUUCAAGUGGGGUCAUUUACUAUUAUUGGAGCUGUGAUUCUGUGUCAUGCCAUUCAAUCUCAUUCUGGUACUGAGGCAGUGAGGCCUGAAUUGUAUUCACUGACAAUAGACGCUGGGAGCAUCUUUAAAUGUGCUUAUUACAUUUAUAGUUGCUGGAAGCAUCAUGCGGCUUCAUGCCUCCUAUUGUUGGGACUCAUUUAUCCAA